Moesziomyces antarcticus is the source of this 1485-nucleotide messenger RNA. RefSeq names its product glycoside hydrolase family 5 protein. The record is from RefSeq and is a predicted model, not a curated record. NCBI's taxonomy places the organism in Eukaryota, Fungi, Basidiomycota, Ustilaginomycetes, Ustilaginales, Ustilaginaceae. Gene Ontology annotation, molecular function: hydrolase activity, hydrolyzing O-glycosyl compounds. Bases 1 to 1485 code for a protein of 494 amino acids. The transcript has a single exon.
AUGAAGUUCUUGACAACCGCAGCAGCGGUUACGACGGUUCUCUUUGCGCUCGCCAGCGCAAGCAGCGAUAUGGAACGCUCCGCUAGCCCUGCGCGUCGUGGGGUGGCGAGCAACGACUUUAUCCACGUCGACGGGAUGCGGCUCAAGGAUUCGUCGGGCUCGCUGCACUAUCUGACGGGCAUCAACUACUGGGCGUGCAUGAACCUGGCGGCGGAUGCGGAUGCGGGUGGGUCGUACAAGCGCUUCAUCACGGAGCUCGACCAGAUGGCCGCGGCGGGCAUCAACCACCUGCGCAUCAUGGCGGGCUCGGAAGGCGCCCCGACCGAACAGCCGUUCCGCAUGGAUCCCCCGCUGCAGCCGUCGCCGGGCCAGUACAAUGAAAAGAUCUUUGUGGGUCUGGACAGGUGUCUGGCCGAGAUGGAAAAGCGUGGCAUGCGCGCGACCAUGACGCUCAACGAUCAGUGGCAGUGGUCCGGUGGCUUCGCCCAGUACGUCAGCUGGGCCAAUGGAAACGAAAGGUACGCCUAUCCGCCCUCGUGGAACUUUACUGCGCCGCCGCAGCGGUCCGGUACACCCGGGCGUGGGUGGGGGAACUACACGACUACCGGCAGCUUUAACGAGUACGCUGCGUAUGGCAACCGCAUCUAUACCGAUAGGAAUGCAGAGCGCAUGUUCAAGGCGCACAUCUCGCGCGUCGUCAACCGGCGCAAUACCGUCAACGGCCGCGUGUACAAAGAUGACCCGACCAUCAUGACGUGGCAGCUGGCCAACGAGCCCCAGCCCCAGAACCAGGCAUCCUACCUGGGUCCGUAUGAGCUGCAGUAUGCGCCCAAUCCGUCCGAUCCGCUGCUGGGCUGGGUCGACCGCAUCUCGACCUACAUCCGCUCGCUCGCACCGCGUCAGCUCAUCUCGGCGGGCUUCGAGGGCAAGCAGGGCGAGUGGUACUGGAAAGCCGUUCACCGGCCCAAGAACAUCGACUACGGCACCGCCCACUGCUGGGUGCAGAACUGGGGCGUAUACGACAUGCUCAACUCGUCGCGCGCGAAUCUGGAGGCGGCCAAGGCGUUUGCCACCGAGUUUGUCGGCAAUACGUCCAGGUGGGCCAACGAGAUCCGCAAGCCCGUCUUCCUCGAGGAGUUCGGCAUGGCGCGCGACAAUUGGCAGAACAACGUCGCGGCGGGCGAGUACCAGUACGCCACCAAGGCGUCGACGAACAACAAGGACGAGUACUACAAGCACAUCAUCGGGCUCGCGCUGGACAGCUUCAAGAGCAAGCAGGGUGGUUAUGUGGGCACCUCGCCCUGGGCCUAUGGAGGUGUGUACAGGCCCGAAACGCAGCAGCAGAACAAGUUCGGCAUGUGGUGGGCGGGUGACCCCCCGCACGAGGCGCCGGGUUGGUACGAUGUCUACGAUAGCGACAAGGCCGUCGCCAUCAUCACGGCGCAGAAGAAGCAGGCCGACAGCUUCAUUGCUGGUCGAAAGUGA